Messenger RNA from Drosophila hydei, 2794 nucleotides. RefSeq names its product N-acetyllactosaminide beta-1,3-N-acetylglucosaminyltransferase 4. The coding region runs from base 850 to 2652 and encodes 600 amino acids. The transcript is spliced from 4 exons. Gene Ontology annotation, molecular function: hexosyltransferase activity. The record is from RefSeq and is a predicted model, not a curated record. Gene Ontology annotation, cellular component: membrane. NCBI's taxonomy places the organism in Eukaryota, Metazoa, Arthropoda, Insecta, Diptera, Drosophilidae.
CAAGAAGAAGCACAGCAACACGACCAGCGGACGAACGCGGCCGACUCGCAGCACCCGUUGACGACGACUCUCGGAGUAAACAAAAAAAACUUUAUUUCAGAUUUAUUUUAAUAAGAUUAAAACCCUAAAUUCAAACGGCAUUUGAAUGCAGACGUGCUCGUGAUAAAGUGCAUAAACCAACAAAAGUGUCAUAACCCAUAUAAAAACAACAGAAAACCGUCAACAAACGAAGCAGUAACUAAAAAAAGAGCAGAAAAAAUCGCGAAACCUUUGCAUACACAGAAAUAAACGCUUAGACUGUUUUUUAUGCCUGGCCUGAAUGACUAAUGAAACAGCUUGAAAGCCAACUGACAGUAAAUUUUGUCAAAACAAAUGCUCGGAGAGAGACAUCCAAGGCGAUUCAACGCAGCUACUUAUUGUCAUAAUUUUUGUUUUAGAUAUGUAUUUACAUAUAUAUAUGUACUGUCAACAACGCGUUAAUUAAUUAUGAGCAAACACUAAAAAUAGCUAAUAUAAAAAAGGAAGCGAACAGACCAUCUAGUAAUUAUGCUUGACCCUGGUCCAACAAUAGCCAUAGCCACAGACCCAGCGCCGACGACUUUGUCGCUGUCUUCUGGCUAACGCUGCCGUUGACGUUGACGUUGACGCUGACGCCGCUGUCUCAGUCGCUGCUUCAAUUAACAAAUUUACUCGCCAAGUUGACGUUGACGUCGGCGUCGCGACUAAGCUGCUGCAGUCGCUUCACGUUCGUUGGGUCGCGCAAAGCAAAGCGCUGACAAUAUAAGAAAUAAUUGUUUAAAUAAAAACAAUUCAGUUUAACAUUUGAGAUUUAUUACUGGAAGAUUCGAUAUGGCUGCCGUUGGCAAUCUACACAAUACGCGCAUUUUGCGUUUUCUCUUAGUUCUAAUCGUUGUCAUACUCACAAUUUUCAUCUAUGCUUCAUACUCAACGACUGCGACGCUGACGCCAACGCACAUGCAUGCAGCAGCGCCCGCGCCGACGCCACAACAGCUGACAGCGAUUGCGGCGGCUGGACAUCAACAGCAGCAGCAGCCGUUGAUGGCGGCGCUGAAUAACACAGGCGAAUUUGGACUAGCGCCCGCAGAGGAACUCACUAACAGUAACAACAACAACAACAAUAAUAAAGCAAAGCAACAGGAACAACAGCAUAAGAAACCACAGCAUCGUCUACCCACCAUAGAUGAAGAUGCUCUGCUGGAUGGUGGCGCAGCAGGCGCUAGUCCCAUUGCAAUGGGCAGCGAACAAGGCGAUGAAAUGCUCGAUGAGCCGCAAUAUGUGCAAAAUAUUGAUGCAAUUACAGGCAACAUUAAUACUAACAGCAACAACAAUAAUAACAUUAGCGAAACUAAGCAGGCAGCGACCGUUGCUGUUGUACAACAACAACUGCAGCAACAGCAGCAGCAGCCGCAAUCGCCUUCGGACGCUGAGAAUCUGAUGAUACCCACAUCCAAUUUGCAAAAGUUCAUCGAGAAUGCUGAUAAGAUAUUGAAGAACAUGACAGUCAAUAGCAGCAGUAGCAGCAACACGGCAGCAGCACCAGCGGUAGCCGCGCCAUCAGCGGCAGUUGCCUCAGCGCCUAGCGAACAACGCACGGAUAAGACCAAUCAGCCGGGUUUGAUGGAAGACGUGCAAAUAAAUUUGCUGGAUAACAACAAUUCACCUGCUGGCUCUUACGCUGUAAUGCCCGUUAAGGUACCGGUGGAGGAGGAUAUCAAGAAGAAGCCGGCAACAGCUAAGCCAAAGCCCAAAAACACCAACAACAAGCCAUCCAGUGGUCCAAUGGAUCCCUCAAAGGGCAUUCCUGCGGAGAGAAUCUAUGAGAGCGGACAUCUAAAUGAGCAAAUAGAUGUGGAACGCAUAUGUCCUUCAAAUGGCUUAAAUACUCGUCUACUUAUUCUGAUCACCUCUGCACAGACUCAUGCAGAUGCUCGCAUGUCCAUACGCCAGACAUGGGGACAUUAUGGAACGAGAAGAGAUAUAAGCAUGGCUUUUGUUUUGGGUCGCGGCACGAAUGAGACGGUGAACGCGGCUUUAAAUCAGGAGAAUUAUAUGUAUGGUGAUCUGAUACGUGGCAAUUUUAUCGACUCGUACAACAAUUUAACGCUAAAGACAAUCUCAUCGUUGGAAUGGACCGAUCAACAUUGUUCGAGUGCCAAAUAUAUAUUGAAAACAGAUGAUGAUAUGUUUAUCAAUGUGCCCAAGCUACUGAAUUUCCUCAAACAACUCGAGAAGCGUAAGGAGAAGCGCGCGAUCUAUGGCCGUUUGGCCAAGAAAUGGAAACCAAUACGUAAUAAGAAAUCAAAGUACUAUGUAUCGACUGACCAAUUUCCUGCGUCUGUAUUCCCAUCCUUUACAACGGGUCCCGCUUACGUUAUGACAGGUUCAAUAGUUCAUGAUCUAUAUGUUAGAUCUUUGAAGACCGUCUAUCUGAAGCUGGAGGAUGUCUUCACCACAGGGAUUGUGGCACAGAGUUUGGGCAUUGAGCGUUUGCAUGUGAAUGAGUUUGUUAAUCGACGUAUUUCGUUUAAUCCAUGCAAUAUACGAAAUGCAAUUAGCGUCCAUAUGAUCAAAUCGAAUGAACAAUUCGAUCUGUGGAAGAAGCUGCUGGACCAGGCCACGAAAUGUAAAUAGUAUUUUAGGUUUAAGCUGUGAAUUUAAUGUUUAAAGCAAAAGAAAAGGCAGCUAGUGGCAGCAAAUAGUAAAUACUUUAGUAUAUUAAGUAUUAGAAAUAUGUAUCUAUAUCUAUUAUAUACUCGAGCGUUAAAUGCAUACG